This is a messenger RNA of Aspergillus clavatus NRRL 1, 1179 nucleotides long. RefSeq names its product putative malic acid transport protein. Bases 1 to 1179 code for a protein of 392 amino acids. Lineage: Eukaryota; Fungi; Ascomycota; Eurotiomycetes; Eurotiales; Aspergillaceae. Gene Ontology annotation, biological process: sulfite transmembrane transport; transmembrane transport. Gene Ontology annotation, molecular function: sulfite transmembrane transporter activity. The transcript is spliced from 2 exons. Gene Ontology annotation, cellular component: plasma membrane. The record is from RefSeq and is a predicted model, not a curated record.
AUGACAAACGAUCCUAAUCCCCCAACGUCUCCUCUCUCCCGGGCGCUGUUCAAGUUCUCACCGCAAUGGUUCCUCGUCCCCCAAGGCACCGGCAGCAUUGCGCUGAUCCUGUGGCAGCUGGACUAUCAGUUUGGGGCUCUACACAUCCUCUCCAAGAUCGUCUGGAUCUACACCAUUGUGGUCCUGGGUCUGGGUGUCAUCCUCUACCUCCUGCGCCUUAUUCGAUACCCCAAACACGUCGUCCAUGAGCUCCGCCACAACCUCAUCGAGACCUCCUGUCUCUCCAGCAUCGCCAUCACCUACACCAGCAUCAUCCAAUUGGCCGCGCUGCAAUACCGCGACUCCCACGGCGUCGGCAUCGCCGUCUACGUCCUCUGGUGGAUCGACGCGUUCCUCGGCGUCGUCGCCGUCAUCGCCAUCCCCUACGUCCAACUCCGCCUGCAGCCCUCCGGCAUCGAACACCUCCCCCCGGCCGUCCUCCUCCCGCUCAUCGCAGCCCUCACCUCCGCCGCCGGCGCCGGCACCCUCUGCGCCGCCGCCCCGAUCUCCGCGCGCCUUCAAGUCCCCGUCAUCAUCGUCGCAUACCUCCUGAUCGGCGCCGGCCUGGCGCUCGCCCUCGGCUACGACGCCAUCAUCCUCUUCCAGCACUUCGCAGACGCAUACCCCUGCGCCGAUAUGGUCUGGCAGGACAUGAUCAUCUGCGGGCCGUGGGGCCAGUCCGGCUUCGCGCUGCAGAUCCUCGGCGACGCGGUGCGGAAGACGUUUCCCGCGUACGGCCGCGGCACGCUGCUCACGCCGCAGGCGGCGGAGCCGAUCGCCGCGCUGAGCCAGUUCGCGGGCGUGCUGUCGUGGGGGUUUGGCACGUUCUGGUGGUGUUUUGCUCUCAUGAGUAUCGUGCAUACGCUGCUGGGGCGGCCCGGGGGGUGGAGAGCGACGCGGUUUCAUCUCGGGGUGUGGUCGUUGGUUUUUCCCUGGGGCGUGUAUACGAACUGUGCGGUGUAUCUGGGCAAGAUCAUGGACUCGCCUGCGUUCAAGGUGUGGUCGACAGCCCUCCUGAUCAUGUUGGUGAUUAUUGCGAUUGUGUUGACGCUGUUCACGCUCAAGGGGAUCAUCACGGGGAAGAUUCUGGGGUUGGAGAAUGGGUGGAGGGAGGAAGCGUAUCUGGAUAAAGAGGCGUGA